AAGUUCAAUCCAUUGUCCAGCACCGUAUGAACAACGGCAGCAUACAACUUACAGGGUCAUACAAUAUUUCGCACGCAACCUCAUGCUAGCGACCCAACUGCAAAUCUAUCAUGCACUUGGCAUGCAUGCGGCGCACACAUCCCCUUUCAUGCCUGCUGCUGCCUCUAAAUCCCACGUCAACCACCGGGCUCAAUGAUUCGAUGAUCAGUUGCCAGCGACAUGUCUCUCGAGCCAUCUCAAGACAAGGUCAUCGGAAGCGGAAGUUCCUGUCAGCAGCAGCAGAAGCCAUGUCGUCGCCCACCACCACCGUCUCGCCGCCGGACCCUUCCCGCGACGGCGCGGGGGUGCCGAGCACCAGCAGCUCCAACUUCACGCUGCUGUACAUCAUCAUCGCCGUCCUCGCCGGCGUGAUCAUCUACGUGGCCAUCCGCUACGGCCGGUCGGUCAUGGCCGAGUGGCACCAGCUCCAGGCGGGCGGCCACGGCACGGGGUCGUCCGCGGCGGCGCUGGGGCUCAGCGUGGACGACAUCGCCGCGCUGCCCACGUUCACGUACCGCGCGCGGGGCGCGCCGGCGUCGGCGUCGCCGUCGCCUCUCCGCGGCGGCAGGAGGAGCAGGAGCGGCAGCAAGGGGCGGGCGGCGGCUCUGGGGGCGGUGGAGUGCGUGGUGUGCCUGCAGGAGCUGGAGGACGGCGACGUCGUGCGCGUGCUGCCGCCGUGCCGGCACUUCUUCCACGGCCGCUGCAUCGACGCCUGGCUGUGCGCGCACUCUUCGUGCCCAGUGUGCCGCGCGCACCCGGAGCCCGAGCGCGCGCGGCUCAUGGAGGGCUUCGUGUCCCCGCCGCUGCCGCAGCUGCGCCGGUGCGGCGUGUCGCCGGAGCGGCCCACGGCGUCGAGGGUCCUGGCGGACAUCCUGGCGCGGUCGCCGUUGAGGUCCCCGUCUCCGACGGCGCCGGUGUACGGCAGGGUGUGCGAUAGGUGUUCAAAUUCAUCGCCGCCGGGGGUGCCAGAAAUCGUGGUUGUCCCAUCCAGGUCUCCGUCGCCGAUGAGGUUCGGCGCCAGCAGGCAGUUGUCGGCGAGAAGCAUUCCAACGUUGGAAAGCAUAGAGGUCAUCACGCCGGCAUCACCGUCACCGGUGCUAAUUCAAGAGGACGGUGGUGGUUCGCUGUCCAAGUCGAAAUCGCCGUCGCCGUCGCCACAUUGAGUACUGGGUAGUUGCAAAAGCACGAACACAGCUUAAUUGAGACGAAUCUGAUAUUUGAUUCUUUUCGGUGUAUUUGUACACUUUUAAUGAAAAAGGAUAAGGCUUCCUGAUUCUUCAAUGCACAUUUCAACAAAUUUAUGUGCACUUUUGAUAACCUUUCUUUUUUCAUGAAGGUAGUAUUAGCCGCUUAGCGUCUUCGUGUAUAGAUUCGCUAAACACA
Messenger RNA from Setaria italica (foxtail millet), 1422 nucleotides. Its product is annotated as RING-H2 finger protein ATL40. The transcript has a single exon. NCBI's taxonomy places the organism in Eukaryota, Viridiplantae, Streptophyta, Magnoliopsida, Poales, Poaceae. Bases 111 to 1202 code for a protein of 363 amino acids. The record is from RefSeq and is a predicted model, not a curated record.